AUGGAGGUCCUGAUGUCGUCUGCUCGCCUUCAUCUCGUCUGCCUGGUCGUGUGUUUCCUGUUGGGGGGAAAUGCCUCCGCUUCACCAUGUUCACUGGCCAUCGACACCGACGUCGUGAUUGCCGUUGCCGACUCCAAGGCGACCAUGUAUCACAGUUGGGGAGGAAUCGUCCUCUCCCCGGGGCUUGUCCACUUCCUGAAAACAUUCGUAUCACAGUGUGACUACAGUAAAGUCCGAAUAUCCAUUGUCGCAGUCAGCAACACCGUCAGGCUCCUUGCGCCAUUUACCAACAACCCAAACGACCUUCACCUUGCCAUUCAGUCUUGGAGACCGCAGUUUAAGGGAGCAAAACGCUCUCUAGCUCUGAGGUCCAUCAGAUCGUACUUCAAGACAGACGCUCGUCCAAAAGCCGCCCGCAUCGUCAUUGACGUCACCCCACAGCAAUCCGAAAACUACUUCGCCACACUGUCUGAGAGCCUGCAGCUGAGGGCGGAUCACGUCGCUAUCAUUGGCGUCGGUUACGGUCGUUACGCCCCCUCUCAAGAGUUGAUGGCAAUGACCGGAAGUCGUAAUCGAGUCUUAAUAACGGCCAACGAUUACUUCCUUAUUUACUUCGUGAAGCCAAUUAAGCAACUUAUUUGUACACGUGAGUAA
Haliotis rufescens (red abalone) is the source of this 654-nucleotide messenger RNA. RefSeq lists its product as uncharacterized. The record is from RefSeq and is a predicted model, not a curated record. NCBI's taxonomy places the organism in Eukaryota, Metazoa, Mollusca, Gastropoda, Lepetellida, Haliotidae. The transcript is spliced from 2 exons. The coding region runs from base 1 to 654 and encodes 217 amino acids.